ACCUGGGCAGCGGCCGGGCUCUGUGGCUUCAGGGCUUGGAGAGAGAGAGAGGGAGGGUGGCAAAGGUAGUGAGUUGGUGCCGCCGCCUGUCUAAGGAGAGAGGAGGGGUCCCGCUUGCCUGCGCCCUUCACGGGCCGAGAGCGCGAGGCACCGGCGAACCUCUGAGGCCUCCCGGCCCCUGGGGACCCCGCCCCGCCGCCGGCCGGCCGGCCCGCGGCCUCUCUUCCCUUUGUGAGCGCCCCCUUCCCAGGGGUGGUGGUGGUGGCGGAGGGCUGUGCGUGGGCCCGCCCGCCGAGGGGCCGCGGCGGGGGACGAGAGGGCCUCGGCUGUGUGAGGACGGGAGGCGGCCGAGGCCCGGGCCGGUUCCCCCGAGGCGGCGGCGGCGGCGGCUCCCAGCACUUCCCCGCGCCAUCUUAGCUGAGCCCAAGCGCUGAGGGCGCCUCCUCGACCCCGGUCGUCCCCUCGCCCCCUCCCCCCCUGCCCCUUGUCGCAGAGCUUGGGCUGGGCGGCUUGCUGGGGCUCCGGGGGGGGGGGGGGGCGGCGGUCGGUCGCCAGGCCCCCUCCUCCUCACUCCUCGCCCUCCAGCGUAGCGGCUACCCGAGCGCUGCAGGGGGCUGCGCUUGCCUACUCCGCCCAGACCUGUCGGCGAAAGGUUUAUGCCAGCGUGGCUUCAUUCAUACAGAUGAACCAGGGAUUGGGAUAGCAGUAUAAAAUUAGAAUCAGAGAACUGAUUGCCCAGCAGGAUGCCAUCAACCAACCGAGCGGGCAGUCUGAAGGACCCUGAAAUUGCAGAGCUCUUCUUCAAAGAAGACCCAGAGAAGCUCUUCACAGAUCUCAGAGAAAUUGGCCAUGGAAGCUUUGGAGCAGUAUAUUUUGCACGAGAUGUGCGCACCAAUGAAGUGGUGGCUAUCAAGAAAAUGUCUUACAGUGGGAAGCAGUCUACUGAGAAAUGGCAGGAUAUUAUUAAGGAAGUCAAGUUUCUACAAAGAAUAAAACAUCCCAACAGUAUAGAAUACAAAGGCUGCUAUUUACGUGAGCACACAGCAUGGCUGGUAAUGGAAUAUUGCUUAGGAUCUGCUUCAGAUUUACUGGAAGUUCACAAAAAGCCAUUACAAGAAGUGGAAAUAGCAGCAAUUACACAUGGUGCUCUCCAGGGAUUAGCCUACUUACAUUCUCAUACCAUGAUCCAUAGAGAUAUCAAAGCAGGAAAUAUCCUUCUGACAGAACCAGGCCAGGUGAAACUUGCUGACUUUGGAUCAGCUUCCAUGGCAUCUCCUGCCAAUUCUUUUGUGGGAACGCCAUAUUGGAUGGCCCCAGAAGUAAUUUUAGCCAUGGAUGAAGGACAGUAUGAUGGCAAAGUAGAUGUAUGGUCUCUUGGAAUAACAUGUAUUGAACUAGCGGAAAGGAAGCCUCCUUUAUUUAAUAUGAAUGCAAUGAGUGCCUUAUAUCACAUAGCCCAAAAUGAAUCCCCUACAUUACAGUCUAAUGAAUGGUCUGAUUAUUUUCGCAACUUUGUAGAUUCUUGCCUCCAGAAAAUCCCUCAAGAUCGCCCUACAUCAGAGGAACUUUUAAAGCACAUGUUUGUUCUUCGGGAGCGCCCUGAAACAGUGUUAAUAGAUCUCAUUCAAAGGACAAAGGAUGCAGUAAGAGAGCUGGACAAUCUGCAGUAUCGAAAGAUGAAGAAACUCCUUUUCCAGGAGGCACAUAACGGACCAGCAGUAGAAGCACAGGAAGAAGAAGAGGAACAAGAUCAUGGUGUUGGCCGGACAGGAACAGUGAAUAGUGUCGGAAGUAAUCAGUCUAUUCCCAGUAUGUCCAUCAGUGCCAGUAGCCAAAGUAGUAGUGUUAACAGUCUUCCAGAUGCCUCAGAUGACAAGAGUGAGCUAGAUAUGAUGGAGGGAGACCACACAGUGAUGUCUAAUAGUUCUGUCAUCCAUUUAAAACCUGAGGAAGAAAAUUACAGAGAAGAGGGAGAUCCUAGAACAAGAGCAUCAGAUCCACAAUCUCCACCUCAAGUGUCUCGUCAUAAAUCACACUAUCGUAAUCGGGAACACUUUGCUACUAUACGGACAGCAUCACUGGUUACAAGGCAAAUGCAAGAACAUGAGCAGGACUCUGAGCUUAGAGAACAGAUGUCUGGCUAUAAGAGAAUGAGGCGGCAACAUCAAAAGCAACUGAUGACUCUGGAAAAUAAGCUAAAGGCUGAGAUGGAUGAACAUCGCCUCAGAUUAGACAAAGAUCUUGAAACUCAGCGUAACAAUUUUGCUGCAGAGAUGGAGAAACUUAUCAAAAAACAUCAGGCUGCUAUGGAAAAAGAGGCUAAAGUGAUGGCCAAUGAGGAGAAAAAAUUUCAGCAACAUAUUCAGGCUCAACAGAAGAAAGAACUAAAUAGUUUUUUGGAGUCCCAGAAAAGAGAAUAUAAACUUCGAAAGGAACAGCUUAAGGAGGAACUGAAUGAAAACCAGAGCACCCCAAAAAAGGAAAAACAAGAAUGGCUUUCAAAGCAGAAGGAGAAUAUACAACAUUUCCAAGCAGAGGAAGAGGCUAAUCUUCUUCGACGACAGAGGCAAUACCUAGAGCUGGAGUGCCGUCGCUUCAAGCGAAGAAUGUUACUUGGACGCCAUAACUUGGAGCAGGACCUUGUCAGGGAGGAGUUAAAUAAAAGGCAGACUCAAAAGGACUUAGAGCAUGCCAUGCUACUGAGACAACAUGAAUCCAUGCAAGAACUGGAGUUCCGUCACCUCAACACAAUUCAGAAGAUGCGCUGUGAGUUGAUCAGAUUGCAGCAUCAGACUGAGCUCACAAACCAGCUGGAAUAUAACAAGCGAAGAGAACGAGAACUAAGGCGAAAGCAUGUCAUGGAGGUUCGACAACAGCCUAAGAGUCUGAAGUCUAAAGAACUCCAAAUAAAAAAGCAGUUUCAGGAUACCUGUAAAAUCCAAACCAGACAGUACAAAGCAUUAAGAAAUCACCUACUGGAGACUACACCAAAGAGCGAGCACAAAGCUGUUCUGAAACGGCUCAAGGAGGAGCAGACCCGGAAGUUAGCCAUCUUGGCUGAGCAGUAUGACCACAGCAUUAAUGAAAUGCUCUCCACACAAGCUCUACGUUUGGAUGAAGCACAGGAAGCAGAAUGCCAGGUUUUAAAGAUGCAGCUGCAGCAGGAACUGGAGCUAUUGAAUGCAUAUCAGAGCAAAAUCAAGAUGCAAGCCGAGGCACAACAUGAUCGGGAGCUUCGAGAGCUUGAACAGAGGGUCUCCCUCCGCAGGGCACUCUUAGAACAAAAGAUUGAGGAAGAGAUGUUGGCUUUGCAGAAUGAACGCACAGAACGAAUAAGAAGUCUGUUGGAGCGCCAAGCCAGAGAAAUUGAAGCUUUUGACUCUGAAAGCAUGAGACUAGGUUUUAGUAACAUGGUCCUUUCCAAUCUUUCCCCUGAGGCAUUUAGCCACAGCUACCCGGGAGCUUCUGGUUGGUCUCAUAAUCCUACUGGGGGUCCAGGACCUCACUGGGGUCAUCCCAUGGGUGGCCCACCACAGGCUUGGGGCCAUCCAAUGCAAGGUGGACCCCAACCAUGGGGUCACCCUUCAGGGCCAAUGCAAGGGGUACCCCGAGGUAGCAGUAUGGGAGUCCGCAAUAGCCCUCAGGCUCUGAGGCGGACAGCUUCUGGGGGACGGACAGAGCAGGGCAUGAGCAGAAGCACGAGUGUCACUUCACAAAUAUCCAAUGGGUCACACAUGUCUUAUACAUAACUUAAUAAUUGAGAGUGGCAAUUCCGCUGGAGCUGUCUGCCAAAAGAAACUGCCUACAGACAUCAUCACAGCAGCCUCCUCACUUGGGUACUACAGUGUGGACGCUGAGUGCAUAUGGUAUAUUUUAUUCAUUUUUGUAAAGCAUUCUGUUUUGUGUUUACUAAUUGAGAUGUCAUAGCAUUUGGCUGCCGGGUUUUGUUUUGUUCUUUAACUUCUGGAAAAAUUUUGAAAGGGGGAAUUGUGUGUAUGUAAAAAGAAAUUGGCUAGAUUGGGGGUAAUUUUUGAACACUGCAAAAAUAGAAUACAGCAUAGUGGCGUGAGUCAUCACUUUGGGGCUACUGUAUUCUAAGAAAUUUGUGAAAAGAUCUAAAGCCUUCCCCACACCCCAAAUUCUUAUGAGCCACUCACAGCAGGCAGGCAGCAUAUGUUGAGCCAAGUGAUUAUGGAAACACACCUGUAUCCCCUCACCAGUGUAUUUUCUUUAUUAAAUUGGUCUUGACUUCUCAGCCUCAUUUGGAGUAAAAGAGUAGAAAUUCACGAACACUAAAGGGUUGCAUUGACUUUUACAGAGAGUAGAAAACAACUUAGUUCUUUUUCUGAAUGCUGCAUAGGUUUGUCAGUUUUUGUUUUUGUUUUGUCCGUUCAAUUGUGCCUUCUUUGUGGCAUGGUGAGAUGGAGGUGCUUCAGGAGAUCACAAGUUGUGUGGGAAUUGCAUCAACAAACCUGUGAGCCUUCAAAGGGGAGACUGGAAGGUGAGAGAGGCCCCUGAAAGUUCAUGUGGUGGGUAUGUUCAGCAGCAGAGUGAGGAGAUGAAGCCUAUAUAUCCUAAUGUUUUAUUGCUUUUACUGUGAUAUCUCAUCCUAGCUAAGCUCUGUAACUCCCAAGACCCCAAACAGUACUUUUACUUUGUACAAAAACAGACAUAUAGCCAAUAUAAAUCAAAUGCCAGAGGUAUUUGAAGGAUGCCAUAUUUGCAAACUGCCAUCCAUUGGAAUUCUCAUUACACUACAUAGACAUAAUUUGAUUAUCCUCCCCCUUUUGGCUUAUGGGAUUUCCUGUUUACAAGUAGAAUAGCCAAUUAUUUAAAUAUUUAGUUGCCAUAGUGAACCAGGAGUCACUGAGCCAAUGACUUUACCAGCUGCUGACUAAUCCUCAUCACCACUGUAGAUUUUGCUGCAUGUGCAGGUCCUUUUUUUCUUUUCUCUCUCUCUCUUUUUUUUUUUUUUUUGGCUGUUUUUGUUGCUGCAAUACUUUAGAAACUUUUAGUUCCUUGAGACUUAGUGACCAUUUGGCAUCAUGUUAACAUCACACAGUAGGAAACACCACUUCCAGAAGUCUCUAGCCUGAGUGCUAAAGUACUACUGAAAAGGAACUAUCAAGUUUGGCAAAUUAAAAAAGACAAAAAAAAAAGGUUAAGUAAGUUAUAGUGGUCAGGGAAUCUCUUAAUGAAAGCUAACUUUUUUUUUUCCCCCAGAGAGGGGCAUGUUUUGUUUUGUUUUAUGUUUUGCAAUGAAGGAUCAACCCAAUGCUAAAAGUCAGAUGUUCCUUGGCAUUCCACACCCAGUGUGGAAAUUGAGUUGAAGGUGGUUAAGGAGCUAUGAGUAUGACUUGAAGGAAAAAAAAUGUCCUUCCCAGUGACAGAUCAGAGUUUCUUACAAGUUAUUGCCCUGCCCCCUCCCCAGUUGUCUUGAAGAACCCUUGCUACUAACUCUGGGUCCUCAUUUUCAUGUGGUCAGAGGACUCCAAGUUAGAAUUCCCUAAGUCUCACUCAGUGACACCUAGACCUGAGUGAUGACCAAACAGUAAUCUAUCACUGUUGAAAUCUUGGUUUUUCUCAACCAAAUUUAAGUCUUCCCCAGGUAUGUCAGCCCAAUCUCCAUGAAGCCUCCCCUUUAGGAGUUUCUGGCAUUCAUUUAAAGGUAACUGGAAGAAAAAAUAAUAUUUUAAUGUAAAUUUUU
Messenger RNA from Herpailurus yagouaroundi (jaguarundi), 5707 nucleotides. RefSeq names its product TAO kinase 1 (gene TAOK1). Bases 744 to 3749 code for a protein of 1001 amino acids. Gene Ontology annotation, cellular component: cytoplasm. Gene Ontology annotation, biological process: protein phosphorylation; regulation of cytoskeleton organization. The record is from RefSeq and is a predicted model, not a curated record. The transcript has 20 exons. Gene Ontology annotation, molecular function: ATP binding; protein serine/threonine kinase activity. Lineage: Eukaryota; Metazoa; Chordata; Mammalia; Carnivora; Felidae.